AUGCCGGGGGGGGCGGGGCUUGAGGGGCGGGGCCAGGGGCGCGGCCUGUGUGAGGGGCGGAAAGAGAGUGGCUGGCGCUCUGGGGGUGGGCGGGGCGUGGGCGUGGCCUCCCGUCGCGCGCUGCAGGACCUCUUGGCCAUCUUCAGCCGCCUGCGUGUGGCGCUUAGCAACCAACCAGCGACUGCGCUCGCCCGCGCCCGUGCUCCGUUAGACGGACGGCCGGGACGCUCGCUGCUCUCGCCGGGUUGGGUGAACUCGAGCCGUGUGAGCUGUGUGCUUGGCGUCCGCCGCCGCGGGGUGAUUCGGCGGCGUUUGGUGGCGACUCCCCGGAAAAAGCUAACAGCACCUCUCUUUCCUGGCGCGAGCCGGUCGCUGUCACCCGAGCUUCCCCACAGGGCUGUCCGAGUGUCCUUAACACAUGGUUAUUUAGUAGUGACUCGCCGAAGAGAGAAGGCCAAAAAUCACAACUGGGCAAGCAUAACCUACGGGAUGUUUCUUUUCAUCAAUUGCUCAGGGUCACUUUGUGUUCACUGGAGUUUUAUCUGGUGUGUUGAUGGCCGCAUGGAGAUGAGAGACAGUUCCUUUGGUAGCAGGGAUGACAGUGCUGGUUCCUACUGGAAUAAGGAAAGCAGUCGAGACACCUAGACCACUGUUAAAAGCACAGGCUCUUCAGACAUCUGUGAGCUGCAGAACCAGGAAGCCAGCACUACAGGCUGGAGUGCCUUCUGUACCCUCUUUUCCAGCACUCACUUCACACCCAGAGUGGCUGACAGGUGGUCAUCAAUGUGCAGAAGGCAGGUGGAGCCAGGACAUAAUUGGGCCAGCCUUGCAGGUCUGUUGCUAUCUGGGCUACAGUCAGGCAGGGCCUCCGGAAGCCAUCAGCUGCUUUGAUGCUCUGUUCCAGCUCUCGGUAAAUGGUUUUGUAGCUAAAUCACAGAUAGAAAGACAGCUCUGUAAAAGGCAGGGCCCAGGCACCAUUCCUCACAGCCACAGCAGGCAGGCCCUGUAGCCUGCAUGAGAGUCUCUGCAGCCUGCAGUUUCCCAGACACAGGUCAGGGACGCCAUUCCCUGGUGUCACAGGUACAGAUGCAGACACCAUCCUCUAGAACCUGGGACCCACCCAGAUAAGCUUCGUAUCAAACCAGGCGGCACAUCGAGACUUGCCCUGCUGCCAAAUCCUGGGUGCUCUGGGUGCAGCUGUGCACACCCACCCCCCCCCCGGGUCAGGUCAUGUUGAGGAGAAGCCGUUAGAGGAGAGUGUCAGAGUGCCGCCGCCGCCGCCGCCACUGCCGCCACUGCCACCUCCUCCAUUUCUCUCGGGAGAGCUGGAGGUUUCCCUCCCCACGGGAAAGGUAGAAUAGGAGGAAGACAGAACCACGAGCCCCAGUCCGGCCUCCUGCGACCAAGGACACGGGUCUAGGCUGGACCUGAUAGAUCAGUUAUCAUCCACAUAGGCAAUUCUUCUCUCUUUCUGAGCCUCAGUUUCCUUCUCUGCUGAGUGGGCAUAAUACCUAUUCUAUCUAAGGAUUGACUUGUGUUCUCCAAAUACAAGAGCUGAAGUCCUAACCUCAGGAUGUGACCUUUUCUGAAAACAGGGUCUUUUGGAGGUGGACAACUUAAAACAGGUUCAGUAAAAUGGCCCCGGUGUGGCAGGGCUGCUGUCCUUAGAAA
Molecule: messenger RNA, 1671 nt
Organism: Peromyscus maniculatus bairdii (prairie deer mouse)
Lineage: Eukaryota; Metazoa; Chordata; Mammalia; Rodentia; Cricetidae
Source: RefSeq, a predicted model, not a curated record